Pelagomonas calceolata is the source of this 1805-nucleotide messenger RNA. The record is from the annotation of a GenBank genome assembly. Lineage: Eukaryota; Pelagophyceae; Pelagomonadales; Pelagomonadaceae.
CGAAAAAAGUAGCACACAGCCACACAAGCAGCGCCGCCGUCGGCUCGGGCGCGCUCCGCACGCUGUCACAUCGUGGCCACGACGAGGCAGCCUCGUCUGCGCCCACUGGUACGCCACCGAGCAGCAAGUGAGCCGAAUCAUCGGGCUGCCCAUCUACGCGACAGCCCAUACUCACGAACACGUAGACGCCCUCGACGCAACAGUAAGCCAUGGGGCAGCCCAUCUACGCGACGCCGACCAAGCCGUUCCUGACGAAUACUUAUCUUGAGCUCUACGUCAUUAUCGGGAUCACGAUCUUCAGCAGCACGGUCCUGUUCUGCAUUUUUAAAGACGUGAAGCGACGGGACGCGAUCCGGAGGACGCUGUCCGGCGCGCGGCUCUGCGGCAUGGACAAGGUGGCCUAAGAUGCGCAUUCUGCUCCUCGCGGCGGUCGCGGCGUACGACCCCGAGAACCGGGCGACGUACCUACCGACAAGAUACGACGAGAAGGCCGAUGACCUCGCGGCGCACGCGCAGCACCUCUUCGACCGGGCGGCGCGAGCUGCGUCGACGGCCCGGUGCCGGGCGCCCGUCGCGGGACACAAGCGGUCGGGCUUCGGCUCUUAUUUAAGGAUCCUCGCGCACGAGGCCGAGGAUUUGUUGAUACGAGGCCGCGCGCCGACGCCCUUACUGCAGCACGCUUUAUUAGAAAAAGGCGUCGGUAGUGUUGGAGACGGCCGGCCCUGCGCGAAGAAGCAGCUCUCGAGCUGCGUCUUCCACGACGCCUUCGUCGAGGCCAAGUCGUUGCCCAUAUGCCCUUGCGCGAAUCCCAACCCCGUGAAUUGCCGGGGCGAGCGCCACCGCGCCCUCCCCUACAAGGACGGCGAGGCGAAAAGAGCGGUCGAGGACUGGCGGCGCUUCGCCGAGACGUACCCGUUCUGGGCGUCCUCGGCCCUCUUUUCCGCUGUCUUACGACCGCAGAAGCGCCUCCGGGCGGCGAUCGCCGACGCUACUACGAAGCUCGGCGACGCGCCACGGCCGUGGGUCGCGGCCCACUUGAGGAGAGGCGACGCCUGCCGCGACGGCGCUUACAUGGGCCGCACGUGUAGCAGCGGCGACGACUACGCCCGGGCGUGCUGCGACGCGGGGCGGAAGUACGGCUUCGGCACGCUGAUCGUCGCGACGGACUCGAGUAGCGCCUUGGCGGAACUGACGGCGGCGCUCGCCGAGAGGAGGUGCCCCUUCACCGUCAAGGCGACCUCGGACACGUCCGUCGACGACAAGACGCGGGAGUCGGCGCGCGUCGAGGAUUUGCUCGAGUCCAACGUCCUCGACUCCGCGAAAGAGUUCGCCGGCGUCCUGGUGGACGUCUUCCUGCUCGCGUCCGGCGACGUCUAUAUCGGCAAGUUCACGUCGAAUCUGGAUCGCCUGGCCUACGCUUUACUCGUCGCCCGGAAGGGCGUCGCGGCGCCCUACGUAUCGUUGGAUACGGCCUGGUCGAAAGAUACACCCGCGUUGUUUGAUGCAGCAACACACCGACCGCUCCAAAAGCUCCUCAACGAGACGCUCCACAAGAGCCAGUUGCGCAACAUCACGCGCAAAAAAUUGCGGGUCGACGAGUGCCGCGCGCCGCGCGCGGUCGCGGGCUGGUCCGAGACGGGGAGUCGGUGGUGGUGCCCCGCGACUACUACUAGCGCGUAAGGGUGGUCUGUACUCCGGCGUUCGGAGGUUGCGCGCACGCUUUUCGAUGCUGGUAUCUCCUCAGGCAAAAACGUGCCCUUGGGCAGCCCUUUGGGUAGCACUCCAUGUACAUGCGUCAACCGAGC